AUGAUUAUCGAUAAGCACGAAUAUAAUGUAAAGAACGCAAACGCAAAGCAAUACAUAUAGCCGCACUACUCUACCGCCAUUGGUCUCUUCUUGUAUCUGUUGACGCAAAUUCGGUGUAAAAAGAGAGGAUACACAUACAACUACAACAAAGCCGCUGUAGUACUACAGCAAAAGCAAAAACAAAAACAACAAGAGUGAGGUAAACAAAACAAGAGAAGUGUGAGUAGUUGGCUGAUGCGCGACAUGGCCGAUUUAGACGCAGUGCAUCUCGGCCUCGAUGAAAAUGAGGCAGACAUCGCCGAGGAGCUGCAAGAUUUUGACUCCUUCGACACACGGAGCGAAGCCUCCAAAUCCCGAGGCGGCUCCAUGGCCUCCGACUCUGAGCCGAGCAUUAGCUCGGUGAGCACAGCACCAUCCUCGAUCGAUGGCAGUCGGAGCAGCAGCAAACGUUUGACCAAAACCAAAUCCUCCAGCAGCAAGGCAGCCAAGGAUGCGACUGCCAAGUCCACAACUGCGGCGACCACAACUAGCACAACAAGUGCAGCUGCAGCAGGUGGCGGUAAAAGUAAAUCGAAGAAAUCCUCCAAGCGUUCCGCUUCGCCCAGCGAGGUGAAUGGCAAAAGGAAAAAGUCAAGCAACAGUGGCAGUGAAUCCAAGUCGAAGAAACAGCUGGAACCCGAUGAAAAGUCGUCCAACUCAAAGUCACAGGAUGGUGAAGAGCGCGACUCCAGUGCCAAGAAAUCGCGCAGCAGCAGCAGCUCCAAGAAAAACACACCAACGGCAGCUGCAACAGCAGCCGGCGCAACUGGAGCUGGCGCCAAGAGUGAUGCCAGCGAUGCGGAGGAUGAGAAGCCAACGCAUCUGCCUGCCUUGGAGUCAGACAGUGAAUCUUCGGACUCCGAUUCGGGCACACAGCACAAACGCAAUGGCAGCGCUCGGGGCAAGACAACCAAAGCCACCAGCAGCUCUAAGGGAUCGACACCGGAGAAGGAUGGAGGAGCAAGUGGCAAUAAUACGCAAAAGUCCUAUGACUAUAUGACGAAACUGAACUAUUUGUUCCGCGACACGCGCUUCUUUCUCAUCAAGUCCAAUAACUCCGACAAUGUGCAGUUGUCGAAGAACAAGAGCGUGUGGGCAACAUUGCCUCAGAAUGAUGCCAAUCUGAAUCAAGCCUUCAAGGAGGCGCGCAAUGUGCUGCUCAUCUUCUCGGUCAACGAGAGCGGCAAAUUCGCUGGCUUUGCUCGCAUGGCGGCGCCAUCGCGACGCGAUAUUCCCCAGGUGGCCUGGGUGUUGCCGCCCAGCAUUUCACCCAAGGCCUUGGGUGGCGUCAUCGAGCUGGAUUGGAUAUGCCGCAAAGAGUUGUCGUUCAAUGCGACGCUGCACCUGCACAACUCAUGGAACGAGGGUAAACCGGUGAAGAUUGGACGUGACGGUCAGGAGAUUGAGCCGAAAAUUGGCGGCGAACUGUGUCGCCUGUUUCCCGAGGACGAAAACAUCGAGUUGACGCCCAUCUUGCGCAAAUCAAAGGAGACGGCACGCGUGAUGCGUGAGAAGGGCAUCCAUGUGAUCUACAAGCCGCCGCGGAGCCUCUCCAGUCGUGGACAUGGAGGUGGCGGCGGUGGUGGACGCGGCAACAGUCAGCUGGGACCGAUGCGACACAAGCGGAGCUAUGGCCACGGGGCACCACAUCAUCAUCAGCGACCGUAUCGCCAUCAUCAUCAUCACCAUCAUCAUGGCAUGGGCAUGGGCGGCAUGCAGGGAGGCGGUGGUGGCGGCGGCUUCAAACGCAGCGGUUCACCAUAUCGUCAGAUGGCCGCCGGAGCUGCCGGCGGCUCUGCUGAGAUGGGGAUGCCAUCGUGGGAGCGUUACAUGUCCACGGCUGCAGCUGCGGAGGCCUAUGUGGCCGACUACAUACGCAACAUGCACGGCCAGCUGCCGCCGUUGCCCUUUGUGCCGCCCUUCGGCCAAUUGCCCAUGCCCACAGCAGCCGGAGCGGCGAACGCAUUGCCCCCCGGUGCACCAGCAUCGAUGUACGAACAGUUGCCGCCACCGGUGCGUUACUACGAUGGUCCGGGUGCACCGCCGUUGCCGGAUUACCCGCCGCCACAGCCAAUGCGACCACCGCCACCGGGUUUCGAUAAGGCGCCCAGCUAUGAGGACUUUGCGGCCUGGAAGAAUGCGGGUUUGCCGACGGUGGCAGCACCACCGGGUUUCCCGGGAGUCUAUGCCGCCAAUGGCGGUAGCAGCAAUGCCACAGGCAAUGGAGGCGGCGGUGGAGGCGGAGGAAAUGGCGGCGGUGGUGGAGCUGUGGCAAGCAUUAGUGCUGGCAAUCGCGAUAAUAACAACAGCUCGGUGGGCGGUCGACGACGCGAUUAUGGUGGUGGCGGCAACCGCAGCGGAUCUUCGCGACAGUUUCGUGGCGAUCGCGGUGGUGGCGGAGGUCAACGCAGCUAUCGGGACACCAGGCGUUAAGUGUGCGGUUGAGCCUAAUUGCCGGGUAAUCGAUAACGACAAAAGAUAAGUUAAAAGUGCGCGAAAUUUAAAAAAAAAGAAAA
Messenger RNA from Drosophila sulfurigaster albostrigata, 2555 nucleotides. RefSeq names its product YTH domain-containing protein 1 (gene Ythdc1). The record is from RefSeq and is a predicted model, not a curated record. NCBI's taxonomy places the organism in Eukaryota, Metazoa, Arthropoda, Insecta, Diptera, Drosophilidae. Gene Ontology annotation, molecular function: mRNA binding; N6-methyladenosine-containing RNA reader activity. The coding region runs from base 235 to 2472 and encodes 745 amino acids. Gene Ontology annotation, cellular component: nucleoplasm. The transcript is spliced from 3 exons. Gene Ontology annotation, biological process: regulation of alternative mRNA splicing, via spliceosome; mRNA splicing, via spliceosome.